This is a messenger RNA of Neltuma alba, 669 nucleotides long. RefSeq names its product dormancy-associated protein 1. The record is from RefSeq and is a predicted model, not a curated record. The transcript has 3 exons. The coding region runs from base 86 to 412 and encodes 108 amino acids. Lineage: Eukaryota; Viridiplantae; Streptophyta; Magnoliopsida; Fabales; Fabaceae.
GUCACACGCACGCAUAGAGGUUUCAAAAACAAACACAAGACCACAUCAUAAAAUCAUCAGCGUUAAGUUUAAGAGACGUUUAAGGAUGUUGAAGAAGAUGUGGGAUGACGUCGUGGCUGGCCCUGAACCUGAGCGUGGACUUGGGAGGCUCAGGAAGCUCAACACCAAAGAUGGUGAAGGAGAAGGAAGCAUGUUGAUGACAUCGCCGACGUCGCAGGCAACGACGCCAAAAACACCGUCGACGCCAACGUCGGCGAAGAAAGGGGACAACGUGUGGAGGAGCGUGUUCAAUCCAGGGAGUAACUCUGCUACCAAGAGCAUUGGAGCUGAGAUGUUCGACAAACCUCUCCCAAAUUCUCCUACUGUUUAUGAUUGGCUCUACAGCGAUGACACCAGGAGCAAGCAUCGCUAACUUGACUGCGGGUCGCAUGGUCCUAAUGUCUGCCACGUGUACUCUGUUUGUCGUGUCCUACUUUGAUUCUAGCCCGUGUCGUUUUAUUUCAUUUCCUGAUACUAUCAGGGUUUUGCUGCGGCGGAUUCACUGGAAGUCUGCAUGUUCAAUAUUUGUGAGAGGGAACACUCCUUUCCGAUCACUUUCUGAUAUUUGCAUCACCGUUUGUCUUAAUCAUCUUGCUGUUAAAUGAUAAAUGAAUAACAUAUGAACGAGAA